Molecule: messenger RNA, 642 nt
Organism: Prunus avium (sweet cherry)
Lineage: Eukaryota; Viridiplantae; Streptophyta; Magnoliopsida; Rosales; Rosaceae
Source: RefSeq, a predicted model, not a curated record
AUGAGAUACUUUGUCUUUUCCAGUGGUUUUCAGCUUGCAUCUGCUAAGGCUGCUCAACAUAGACUAGAUCGUGGUGUUUGGACUAGUGUACAUUUUGGGGAUAUGAGGCGUGCCUUAUCUGCAUGUGAACGUCUUAUUCUCCUGGAAGCUGAUCCAAAGGAAUUAAGAGACUACAGCAUUCUUCUGUACCAUUGUGGAUUUUAUGAACAAUCACUUGAAUAUUUAAAGUUGUAUCAGGACACAAAGAGUCGCCCACUACGGAGGCAACCAUCUGAUUCAUUAGCCAUUCUUGAGGAAGAUGCCGUGGAGAAAUUGAUGAUACGCCUUAACCUAAUUUUGAUGGAGGAUGGUUGGAGCAGGCCGUCAUAUGCUAGAAAUUUUCUUGGUAAUAACUCUGAACCAUGGUAGUGCUUCAUGUAAAUUAUUGCCGAUAGCAGUACAAAUCCCAAUCAGUAGGAGGUUCAUGUAAAGUGGGAAAAGAGGCACUUAAUUGAACUUCAUCCCAGAAAAGUUUUGUCUGGUUACAUGUCUUAUCUUGUGUAAAUUGAUGUAUAUAACAUGUGCUUUUUAUUCUCAGUAACAAAAUGUUACUUUAUUUGUGAUUUGAGUAAUAGUAGAUUAUGUGGAAUCUUAAAAACAGAA